This is a messenger RNA of Westerdykella ornata, 891 nucleotides long. RefSeq lists its product as uncharacterized. Lineage: Eukaryota; Fungi; Ascomycota; Dothideomycetes; Pleosporales; Sporormiaceae. The transcript has a single exon. Bases 153 to 731 code for a protein of 192 amino acids. The record is from RefSeq and is a predicted model, not a curated record.
GCGUGCGCCUAUCAGCGAAUGACGCCUCCAUCCAUCAGGAAGCAGGGCAGCGAAGUUGUUGGGGGAAGAUGCUCUAUAUUUCAGCGAUCGAGGGCGAGUCCAGAGUGAGGGGCGCGGUGUUGGUGGAUGUUCUGCAGGUGUUCUGACGUGGAAUGCACCUGGACAAGAUCCAACCAGGCCGGGAUUCCAAAACCAGUUUGGCAGCUUUUGCUCUUCACCACCCUUCCGCGACCCAUCACUGGCCAAGCAGCCCUCUGAAACAUGGGGCGCCACACAGAAUUCGCAGGGAGGGAGCGCCGACGACGCCAAUGAAACGCAGCCAGCUCAGCCGCUGCCCCAACCCAGCCCUGGAGUGCCGUGAGGGAUCCUCGGUUGGUGGACCUCCCGCUUUGGAAGUGCAACCUUGGCGGCUUAACCCAUUCAGCGACUGGAGUAGUCACCGCAGGCUCUUUACGCAGCAGUCCUCGAGCUUUGCACGUUUCGAUGAAAGGAAGAAACAUAAUCGAAGUUUCCUUGAUGCCAUGGGCGCUAACUCAGAUAGGCGGGCGCGCUUGGUAUUUCUCUGCAUGCGAAUGGUCGGCGCCUUCAAAGAUGGAAAUGUGCUGGUGGAGAUGGAUGCGUUAAUAAAAGUAAAGACACGGUAUCAUUAUUUAUAUCUAUUUGGACAAUACUCCGUGCUAGCUUCACGAUUAGCUCAGCUGGUUUUCUCUAGAUUCCGGUUGGUCUCCUAAUAAACGACUAGGCACUAUUCCGGAGCCACCCUAUCGCCAAGGCAUGACGUUGACUGGCCGGUAUGCUGCAGGACUAUUACUCGCGAAGAUAUGUUCAAACUCGAUCAAUACUUAUAUCGGUGGAGGAGUGGAAAAGUCAGCCUGUUUGUACAGGAAAACC